CACACAUGUAGUGUGAACAGCUGAUCCGUACGAUACGGCCGUGCGCGAGCGCAGUGAAAGUGUUUCGUGCCUUAAUAACUCAGCUAUCGGCGGAUUAAAAAGUAAUUAAUAUUAUAAUAAAAUCUUAAAUACACGUAUACAUUUAAUCGUGUGGAAAUUGAACAAUGUUUACACAAUUAAAAUAUAAAAAGUGAUUGUCAAAAUGUCGACCGACGAUGUGAGGAUUAAAGUUGACAGCUCGGAGGGCGGGAAAAAUGACAGUGACAUAUCCAAGAUGGCGGACUUUGACAGGAUACAGAAUGCGUCCAAGGAUCUGCUGGGGCUGCCAAGGAAUGGGCACAGGAGGUCGUUUAUGGAAGAGGAAAGCGCAAAAGAGAGAACCAGAGCUGAAUUAUUGAAGCAAUGCUCUGCCAUUUUGAAGCAGGGCGACCAGAGAUAUAAUAAGGAUAGCCUGCAUAGGACUUUUCAGGAUGAGGACUUUUUGGACAGAAUCUUUCGACUUUUCGACGUGGAUGGGAAUGAUUAUUUGGUGCAGGAGGAUUGGAUAGAAUUCUUGAAGGCAAGAUUAACAGAUGAAAAACAAUUGGAUUUCGUAGAACAAGUGGAGAGCGUGGCGUAUGUGCUGUGUGGUGAUGAGGUGAUCACACCUGAAGCUUUUAAGCUUAUCUUGAAGAAUAAAGUUGUAACAAAGAAGUUCUUACGCGUAGUUGACACGGAUGGUGACGGGUGGGCGACCGCUGAAGAUAUCAUGGAUUUCCUAUCCGCUGUUACUACUAACAGACCUAGAGCAGGCAUAGACAAGCCAAGUGUAGAUAGACUCGAGAAAUUAUUCCGCGACACAGUGGGAGAUGGGAAAGAGAUAACAAGAGAACAAUUCCAGAAGAUUGUUGUUUCUAAGAACCCAUUUUUCACGGAACGCGUGUUCCAAAUAUUCGACGAAGAUAAUUCUGGAACAAUAUCACAACAUGAGUUCAUAGCAGCAGUACAUCGGUUCGGCAGACAGGCGCCGGAGGAGAAGAUUCGAUUCCUGUUCAAAGUUUAUGAUCUGGAUGGCGAUGGUCUUAUCCAACACCGUGAGCUCCUUCACGUAAUGCGCGCUUGUAUGCACGAGAACGGCAUGCGCUUUAGUUCCCAACAGUUGCUCGAACUGACGGCCGCGUUGUUUGAUGACGCGGGGGGGAGUGAGCGGGGGGCUAUUACCUGUGAGGAUUUGAGGGAUCAGCUGAUGAGGCACCCGGGACUGAUUGAUAACCUGUCUAUUAGUAUCGACCGCUGGCUAGUCCCCCCCAGCCCGCCCCCCACCGCUCCACUUUCAACCCGUCUCCUCACACUGUGGCCGCACCAACUCACACUCGCGUACAUCCGCAACAACUUCGCACUGGUCGGCUAUUUGCUCGCGUUCUUCUGUGUCAACUUCGCACUGUUUGUAGCAAGGAUUGUGGAGUAUUGGGAUAGUAAUGUGUUCGUUAUUUUCGCGAGGGCGUGUGGCCAAUGCCUAAACUUCACGUGCAGCUGGCUCCUAGUCCUAAUGCUCCGCCGUUCCCUCACCGCACUUCGUUCCCGCGGUUUCGCGGCGUUCCUACCGAUAGACCACCACGUGUACUUGCACAAGCUCACCGGCGUCGUGGUCGUGGGGUACAGUGUGCUGCACACUGCCAUGCACCUGUGUAACUUUGGCCUAAUAGUAGUAAACGACCCGCACCUAAACGCCCAUAACUACACAACAUGGGAGUGGCUCGGUUCCACAAAGCCGGGUUUAUUCGGUCUAGUGCCGGGUGCAGCAAACCCGACGGGAUUGGCGCUGUGUGUUAUAUUGCUCGUGCUGGCCACGUGUAGUAGAGCUGCUGUGAGACGGGGCGGGUGUUUCGAGAUCUUCUACUUCACGCACUUGCUGUACAUCCCGUUCUGGACCUUACUCAUCAUACACGCGCCCAACUACUGGAAGUGGUUCAUCGCUCCUGGCACUAUAUAUGUUAUUGAGAGGAUAUUGAGACUGAGUUGGACGAUGUCAGAGCGUGGCAAGACGUACAUAGCGUCCGGCGUGUUGCUCCCGUCCCGCGUGACGCAGCUGGUGGUGCGCCGCCCGCCGCUGUUCCAGUUCCGCGCGGGCGACUACGUGUUCGUGUGCGUGCCGGCCGUCGCGCGCUACGAGUGGCACCCCUUCACCGUCAGCAGCGCGCCCGAGCAGGACGAUUACAUCUGGCUACACAUCCGCGGUGUUGGCGAGUGGACCAACCGUCUCUACUCAUACUUCGAGCAGGAACAGAUGCGCUUACAGGGACACACAAAAUGCCGAACCAACUCCACACAGAGCGGCAAAAGCAAUCGCAAAGGUUCGAACGAUGUUCGUGAUGUUUCUCCAUUGGCGUUUGAUAAUGAUGCAUUCUGUUGUGACGAUGGUAACGGGUUCAAAGCAUUAUCUCCGAUGCAAAACCCACGUCCAAGCUUUUUGUCGCCUUUGAAGGUGAUAGAGAAAUCUAACUCGAUGCCCGAUGUCUUCAAUAAUGUUCAGAAUAAACUGAAAACUAAUACUCCCCCGGUAUACCACCGCUCGGAGUCCGCGCAGUGCAUGUCGCGCGGCGGCGCGGCGCACAGCGUGCGGCACAUGAGACUCAAACCCGCGGUCAUUGAGUGUGCACCGCCUGUGAGACGCGGCUCGGGGGAUAGCUUGUUGGCACUAGCUCGUCGUCGCUUCUCCAAAAGUCGUUCACCGGAAAGAGACGUGGAAAAUGAAAUGCGCGUUCAUGCUGAAGAAAGUCCUUCUGAAGCUGGCAGUAGCGAAUAUCCAGUGGGAAAACCACUUGAGAUCUAUCUGGACGGUCCAUACGGCGCGGCAUCCUCGAACAUAAUGCACGCGCAGCACGCGGUGCUCAUCGCCGCCGGUAUCGGGGUCACGCCCUUCGCCUCGCUGCUGCAGAGCGUGCUGCUGAGACACGCUAGAGCUAGAGCUGCUUGUCCAAGGUGUGGCCAUACUUGGCCUGAUCCCGCUAGACAUGGCAUGAGUUUGAAGAAGGUGGACUUUUUCUGGAUAAACCGCGAGCAGCGUUCCUUCGAGUGGUUCGUGUCCUUACUCUCGCAGCUGGAGAUCGACCAAGCGGCCGCGGGCGGCGAGCGCUUCCUGGAGAUGCACAUGUACAUCACCAGCGCGCUGCAGCGGGCCGACAUGCGCGCGCUCGGCCUGCAGCUCGCGCUCGACCUGCUGCACGAGAAGGGCAAACGUGACCUAAUAACCGGUCUAAAAACCCGCACGAACGCGGGUCGACCCAACUGGGACAAAGUGUUCCAACGUCUCGCGUCUCAACACUGCGGCAAAGUGUCCGUGUUCUAUUGUGGGCCGCCAUUACUGGCGAGGGUUUUGAGGGCUAAAUGUGAUCAGUUUGGCUUUCAUUUUAGGAAGGAAGUGUUCUAAAAGAGCGAAAGUUAAAAGAAGAUUGGAAAAAUAACGUUAAUAUGGCGACUACAUCAUUUCUUGGCUACACGUAAAUAGCGACCAGUUGGUUUUUUACUGCAGAGAGUGUUGUUUCAGAAGAGACAUUGUUAAAAGAAGACACAAAAAAUAAUUUUAACACCUCUACUAGUCUCAUUUCAGAAAAGUUACCAGCAGACCAUAUUUUAGGCCAUGUUUUUUUUCUCUUUUUGCUUAGGUAUAUCAAAAUUCAAAGUAGGUAAUUGUACUCAAAAAUGUAGCUCCUUGGUAGCUCCCGAAACAAAUCACUUCUUCUAGUUAUAAUUAGUACAAGUGACGCCAUCUAGUUUUAAGAUUUAUGUUGUAUACCUAAUUUAUUAUUAGUUGUAAAUUGUAAUUACAAGGUAUAACGUAGUGUUAUUUGUUGUACUAAAUUCUAUUCUUCAUGUUACACAAUAAAUUGCUUACAUUUUAAAAAAUUAUUAUUAGCUUGAUAAACUUAAUUUUUUCUAACAAUGUCAUCCAUAAACCAAACUAAGCAAAGGAAAAACAAAGUCAAACUGUUUUCGCUGUCAUAAUUAUUAGUGAUAUUGCCAGUUAUAAUUUUAUGUGAUCUUUACAAAAUUUAAUCUGUGGUAUGAGGAAAGCUGGGAUUAACUUGUAUCAUUAAUUAUUUUCCACACCUUUUUAUGUGUAAAGGACCAAUUCUUAACAAGCAUGCUUGAAUACUAAAAAUAAUUUUAAAUAUUGACAUAAAAUAAUAUCUAUUAGUAAAGUCUACCUAGUUUAUUUGCAAAUCAAAUUAAUUUUAAGGAUCACGGAUGUAUUGUUAGUAUUUUUAUUAUUCGUGUUUUUUUAAGUUGUAUAGCUUGUUUAUCUUGUGUUAGCUUUAUUUCCAUAAUUUAUAAUUUUUUUU
Colias croceus (clouded yellow) is the source of this 4322-nucleotide messenger RNA. RefSeq names its product NADPH oxidase 5-like (gene Nox). Lineage: Eukaryota; Metazoa; Arthropoda; Insecta; Lepidoptera; Pieridae. Gene Ontology annotation, biological process: defense response; superoxide anion generation. Gene Ontology annotation, molecular function: superoxide-generating NAD(P)H oxidase activity; calcium ion binding. The coding region runs from base 203 to 3409 and encodes 1068 amino acids. The record is from RefSeq and is a predicted model, not a curated record. The transcript is spliced from 21 exons. Gene Ontology annotation, cellular component: plasma membrane; NADPH oxidase complex.